Ailuropoda melanoleuca (giant panda) is the source of this 3115-nucleotide messenger RNA. It is a transcript of the gene BRAF, whose product is annotated as B-Raf proto-oncogene, serine/threonine kinase. Gene Ontology annotation, cellular component: mitochondrion; plasma membrane; cytosol. The record is from RefSeq and is a predicted model, not a curated record. Gene Ontology annotation, molecular function: MAP kinase kinase kinase activity; ATP binding. The coding region runs from base 80 to 2314 and encodes 744 amino acids. Gene Ontology annotation, biological process: MAPK cascade; protein phosphorylation. NCBI's taxonomy places the organism in Eukaryota, Metazoa, Chordata, Mammalia, Carnivora, Ursidae. The transcript has 18 exons.
CCCCCACCCUCCGGCCUCCGCCUCCCUUCCCCCUCCCCGCCCAGCAGCGGUCGCUUCGGCCCCGGCUCUCGGUUAUAAGAUGGCGGCGCUGAGCGGUGGCGGCGGCGGUGGCGCGGAGCAGGACCAGGCUCUGUUCAACGGGGAUAUGGAGCCCGAGGCCGGCGCCGGCGCCGCGGCCUCUUCGGCUGCGGACCCUGCCAUUCCCGAGGAGGUGUGGAAUAUCAAACAAAUGAUUAAGUUGACACAGGAACAUAUAGAAGCCCUAUUGGACAAAUUUGGUGGGGAGCAUAAUCCACCAUCAAUAUAUCUGGAGGCCUAUGAAGAAUACACCAGCAAGCUAGAUGCCCUCCAACAGCGAGAACAACAGUUAUUGGAAUCCCUGGGGAAUGGAACUGAUUUUUCUGUUUCUAGCUCUGCAUCAACAGACACCGUUACAUCUUCUUCCUCUUCUAGCCUUUCAGUGCUACCUUCAUCUCUUUCAGUUUUUCAAAAUCCCACAGAUAUAUCAAGGAGCAAUCCCAAGUCACCACAAAAACCUAUCGUUAGAGUCUUCCUGCCCAAUAAACAGAGGACAGUGGUACCUGCAAGAUGUGGAGUUACAGUCCGAGACAGUCUAAAGAAAGCUCUGAUGAUGAGAGGUCUAAUCCCAGAGUGCUGUGCUGUUUACAGAAUUCAAGAUGGAGAGAAGAAACCAAUUGGCUGGGACACUGAUAUUUCCUGGCUUACCGGAGAGGAACUACAUGUAGAAGUGUUGGAAAAUGUUCCACUUACCACACACAACUUUGUACGGAAAACUUUUUUCACCUUAGCAUUUUGUGACUUUUGUCGAAAGCUGCUUUUCCAGGGUUUUCGCUGUCAAACAUGUGGUUAUAAGUUUCACCAGCGUUGUAGUACAGAGGUUCCACUGAUGUGUGUUAAUUAUGACCAACUUGAUUUGCUGUUUGUCUCCAAGUUCUUUGAACACCACCCAAUACCACAGGAGGAGGCCUCCAUAGCAGAGACUGCCCUUACGUCUGGAUCAUCCCCUUCUGCUCCCCCCUCCGAUUCUACUGGGCCCCAAAUUCUCACCAGUCCGUCUCCUUCAAAAUCCAUUCCAAUUCCACAGCCUUUCCGACCAGCAGAUGAAGAUCAUCGAAAUCAAUUUGGACAAAGAGACCGGUCCUCAUCAGCUCCAAAUGUGCAUAUAAACACAAUAGAACCUGUCAAUAUUGAUGACUUGAUUAGAGACCAAGGGUUUCGUAGUGAUGGAGGAUCAACCACAGGUUUGUCUGCCACCCCACCUGCCUCAUUGCCUGGCUCACUCACUAAUGUGAAAGCAUUACAGAAAUCUCCAGGACCUCAGCGGGAAAGGAAAUCAUCUUCAUCCUCAGAAGAUAGGAAUCGAAUGAAAACACUUGGUAGACGGGAUUCAAGUGAUGAUUGGGAGAUUCCUGAUGGGCAGAUCACAGUGGGACAGAGAAUUGGAUCCGGGUCAUUUGGGACAGUCUACAAGGGAAAGUGGCAUGGUGAUGUGGCAGUGAAAAUGUUGAAUGUGACAGCACCCACACCUCAGCAGUUACAGGCCUUCAAAAAUGAAGUAGGAGUACUCAGGAAAACUCGACAUGUGAAUAUCCUACUCUUCAUGGGCUAUUCAACAAAGCCCCAACUAGCUAUUGUUACCCAGUGGUGUGAGGGCUCCAGCUUAUAUCACCAUCUCCACAUCAUUGAGACCAAAUUUGAGAUGAUCAAGCUUAUAGAUAUUGCACGGCAGACUGCACAGGGCAUGGAUUACUUACACGCCAAGUCAAUCAUCCACAGAGACCUCAAGAGUAAUAAUAUUUUUCUUCAUGAAGACCUCACAGUAAAAAUAGGUGAUUUUGGUCUAGCCACAGUGAAAUCUCGAUGGAGUGGGUCCCAUCAGUUUGAACAGUUGUCUGGAUCCAUUUUGUGGAUGGCACCAGAAGUGAUCCGAAUGCAAGAUAAAAACCCAUAUAGCUUUCAGUCAGAUGUCUAUGCAUUUGGGAUUGUUCUAUAUGAAUUGAUGACCGGACAGUUACCUUAUUCAAACAUCAACAACAGGGAUCAGAUAAUUUUUAUGGUGGGACGAGGAUAUCUUUCUCCAGAUCUCAGUAAGGUACGGAGUAACUGUCCAAAAGCCAUGAAGAGAUUGAUGGCAGAGUGCCUAAAAAAGAAAAGAGAUGAGAGGCCACUCUUUCCCCAAGAAAGGUCCAGAAGAAAGUAUAGACUCUUUAACAGUGGUUACCCCUGGAAGGUAGGACUUAUACUUUUUCUGUAUUAUUUGAAUUUUUAUUUGUGUGUUAUGCUUGUAAUUUAAAAUGUUUUGUAACAUUGCUUCUCUGCCUUAUACUAAUCAUACAGAUUACAGUUAAACUUUUUAAAAAGUUUUGGUAGCUCAGAAAAAUAAUAAUAGUAAUGGCUGCUAAAGUUUUAUUGAGUACUUACUAUAUGCCAGGCAUUGUGCCAAGCCUUUUACAUGUAUGUCUCAUGAUUAUGAAUAUCCAUUAUCAUACUGUCUGCCUUCAAGAGUCAUAACCCGUUUCUCUGUACCUUAAACUAUGCGGAGUCUCUACGUUUUGUGUAUUGGUGUCUAUUUGUAGUUUGGCUGUCUUCUCCACUCUGGAUUGUCAUCUGUCACUUCUCACUCCUGUGCCACUAGCAGCGUGGGUCAUUGGGGUCCUACUUUUAAUUAAGUAUGUGAAAGACAUUUCCCAUUACUAAGUUUCUUAAAGAAUGAGUUGCUCUGAUGAUUCUGUUUGUGAAGUCAUCUAGUGCUUUACUGAUUGACUCUCCAUCUUCCCAAAGGGACUGUGGUCUUUGAGAAAUAGAUAUAUAAUUGGUUUAAAAUUUUGUAUUAUUUACUGUUCCGAGGCUGGCAAAUGAUCUCAGAUGUAAAUAAAAGCUAACUAUAGGUUACUUUCCCCAUUUUACAGAAAUUAAAGCUAUAAGAGUUUGAUCAUUUUCUUUUCUUUGUAAGGAAAAAUAUCAGUUUAUUCAGUAUUUUUUCAGACAUUUAGGAUAAUACCAAAAACAGUAUAAGAUUUCAGGUACUUUCUUGUAAAGUAUGAUGGGGAUUUUAAAGAUUAACACCACCUAGAUUUUCAUUCUACUUUCUUUU